Leguminivora glycinivorella is the source of this 667-nucleotide messenger RNA. RefSeq names its product thialysine N-epsilon-acetyltransferase-like. The record is from RefSeq and is a predicted model, not a curated record. The transcript has 4 exons. NCBI's taxonomy places the organism in Eukaryota, Metazoa, Arthropoda, Insecta, Lepidoptera, Tortricidae. The coding region runs from base 148 to 660 and encodes 170 amino acids. Gene Ontology annotation, molecular function: N-acetyltransferase activity.
UAUCACUGAUCAGUGAUCAGUGUUUGGAUUGUAUUAAUCGCGGACUUAGCGGUUACGGUACUGGUAUUUGGUAUGCAAAUAAUUAGACCGUUAUCUUAAUAAUUAUUGAGAAAAUUACUAAGAAAUCAUAAACUUAGCGUGAUUAAAAUGGAAAGUGAAGACUUGCACGAUGCUGAUGUUCUUAUCAGACCAGCCAGAAAGAACGAUAUGUCGGCUGUCGCUAGCCUAAUACAGGAACUGGCAGAUUUCCAAAAUAUGCCAGAUGGUCCGAAAAUGAAUGCUACAGAUUUACAACGAGAUGGGUUUGACACAACACCACCAGCAUUUCUGCUUCUUGUAGCACAGAAGAAGACUAAUAAUGCAAUUGUUGGCUAUGCUCUGUACUUUGCAACAUAUUCCACUUGGGAGGGCCGUGCAAUGAUGUUGGAAGACUUGUAUGUGAAACCUGCGCUGAGGAAGCAAGGUAUAGGGAGAAGGCUUUUUAAUGCAGUAGCCAAGGAAGCAGCUCUGGCCAGAUGUUCACGAUUAGACUUUCAUGUAUUAGAAUGGAAUGAAGCAAGAUCAUUUUAUGAGUCCAUUGGAGCUGUGAAUCUGACCAAAACUGAACAGUGGUGCUUGUAUCGUCUGACUGGAGAUGCUUUCCAAAAAGCAGCUAGCUAAUAAACAG